Lachancea sp. 'fantastica' is the source of this 483-nucleotide messenger RNA. NCBI's taxonomy places the organism in Eukaryota, Fungi, Ascomycota, Saccharomycetes, Saccharomycetales, Saccharomycetaceae. The record is from the annotation of a GenBank genome assembly.
AUGACUGAACUGUGCCCUGUUUACGCUCCCUUCUUCGGAGCCAUCGGAUGUGCCUCGGCCAUCAUUUUCUCGUCGUUUGGUGCUGCCUACGGUACGGCCAAGUCCGGUGUCGGUGUGUGCGCCACUUGCGUGUUGAGACCCGACUUGUUGUUUAAAAACAUCGUGCCUGUGGUCAUGGCCGGUAUCAUUGCCAUCUACGGACUGGUGGUUUCGGUGCUGGUGUGCUACUCGCUUACCCAAAAACAGGCCCUUUACACAGGGUUCAUCCAGUUGGGUGCAGGACUGUCUGUGGGUCUCAGCGGUCUCGCUGCCGGUUUUGCCAUCGGUAUUGUCGGUGACGCCGGUGUCAGAGGUAACGCCCAGCAACCUCGUUUGUUCGUCGGUAUGAUUUUGAUCUUGAUUUUCGCCGAAGUGUUGGGUCUAUACGGUCUUAUUGUCGCCUUGCUCUUGAACUCCAGAGCUACGCAGGACGUCAUCUGUUAG